Messenger RNA from Austrofundulus limnaeus, 5356 nucleotides. RefSeq names its product integrin, alpha 1 (gene itga1). The transcript has 30 exons. Gene Ontology annotation, molecular function: integrin binding. Gene Ontology annotation, biological process: cell-matrix adhesion; cell adhesion mediated by integrin; cell-cell adhesion. Gene Ontology annotation, cellular component: integrin complex; external side of plasma membrane. Bases 252 to 3776 code for a protein of 1174 amino acids. The record is from RefSeq and is a predicted model, not a curated record. Lineage: Eukaryota; Metazoa; Chordata; Actinopteri; Cyprinodontiformes; Rivulidae.
ACUCUCUCUCUCUUUACAUCACAGCCCGCCUUCCUCCUCCUUUUCCUCCUCCGCUCCCCAGAGCCGCUGAUCCGAGCGGACACGCAGCAUCUCCCUCUGUCCGCCUCUCGCUCCUCCACGCCGAAGCACGUGCGGGAAUGUCUCUCGGACUCCUACUAGUCGUUUAACCAGCUUCUUCCCCACUCCGAGGAUCCGGAAAGUCCUGCGCGAAGGAGCGAGGCUACAGGCGGGGACGCGCGCCUUGCGUCAGGAUGCUCCAGCUCUGUCUGACAGCAGCGGCUGCUGUUGUGCUGCUGACUUGUGUGUUGUCCUUCAACGUGGACCAGAAGAACAGCUUGUCCUUUGAGGGUCCACUAGAUGACAUGUUUGGCUACACAGUCCAGCAGUUUGAGAACAGCGAGGGAAAAUGGGUUCUGAUUGGAUCCCCUCAUUCAGGCCAGCCACUGAACCGAACAGGAGAUGUUUACAAAUGUCCCGUGGGAAGGAGGAACAAUACGUGUGUCAAACUGAAGCUACCAGACAACACCACUAUAAAGAAUGUGGUUGAAAUAAAGGAAAACAUGACCAUGGGAACCACACUGGUGACCAAUCCCAAUGGAGGAUUUCUGGCAUGUGGCCCUCAGUAUGGAUACAUGUGCGGCCUACAGCAGUACAUCACCGGGGUUUGUGCUAACGUCAGCUCCUCCUUUCAGAUCCUCAACUCCAUAGCUCCAGAAGUACAAAGCUGUUCAAAUAAACUGGACAUUGUGUUUGUGCUGGAUGGGUCCAACAGUAUCUACCCAUGGUCAAGCAUUGUCGACUUUAUGUGCCGUUUCCUGGAAAAAACCCAUUUUGAUCCUCAACAAUCACAAGUGGGCAUAGUAUCUUAUGGUGAGGAUGUUACUCACCAGGUCAACCUCAGCCAGUUCCAUAACAAUUCUCAGCUGCUGGAAUUUGUCAAAGCACUUCCUCAGCAUGGAGGUACAAAGACCCACACCUUCUUAGCCAUCGAGACUGCAAGGAAGGAGGCAUUUACCCCGGAGAGGGGUGCACGACCUGAUGCAAAGAAAGUCAUGGUGAUACUGACUGACGGAGAAUCACAUGACAAUCAUAAACAAGAUGCGGUCAUCCGCGACUGUGAGAAUGAUGGAAUCUUGAGGUUUGGCAUUGCUGUUCUGGGAUACUACAGGCGUAGCAAUGGAAGUGAAGAGCAGGUGGAGAAGUUUGUUAAUGAAAUUAAAUCGAUUUCCAGUAAGCCAGUACACGAUCACUUCUUCAACGUAUCUGAUGAGUUUGCCUUGGUGAAUUUUGCGGACACGCUGGGAGAAAAAGUCUUUGCCUUGGAAGCAACGUCUGGGAAUCAUACUUCCUCCUUUGAGAUGGAGAUGUCCCAAACUGGAUUUAGUGCACAUUCCUCUAAAGAGGGUUUGUUACUGGGAGCAGUUGGAGCGUAUGACUGGAAUGGAACGGUGGUGAUGCAAACUGACAAAGAAACCAUCAUCCCUAAAAAAAAUCAGUUUUAUGAUCCAAAGCAUGAGGCCGGGUAUGAAGGACUAGCUGGGUACCUUGGAUAUGAUGUCCAGUCUGCCUCCACUCACAAAGGAGUUCUGUACAUCAGUGGAGCACCGCGGUACAACCACACAGGCCGUGUUGUUAUCUACCGUAUAAAAGAGGGCAACAUCGUUGUUUCACAAAUACUGAAAGGAGAACAGAUUGGUUCCUACUUCGGCAGCGUCCUGCAGACUGUUGACAUCGAUAGAGAUUCCCUCACGGACCUCCUUCUUGUUGGAGCUCCGAUGUACAUGGGCUCAGAAAGAGACGAGCAGGGACAAGUCUACGUCUACAAACUGAAACGGGGCCAGUUUGAGCAUGAGUUUACCUUGAAGCCUGUCAACCAGACGUGUUGUGUUGCCCAGUCGGCUGGCUGCUCCGUUAAAAACGAGCCGUGCGGAGCUCGGUUUGGUACUGCCAUAGCAGCAGUGUCUGAUCUCAACCUUGAUGGGUACAACGACGUUGUGAUAGGUGCGCCAUUUGAGAAUGACCACAGAGGAGCUGUUUACAUCUACCACGGAGACAAGAAAUCCCUGAAAAAGCAGUUUGUACAGCACAUUCCUGCAGGUGGAGAUGGUGAAAAGAUGAAAUUCUUUGGUCAGUCCAUCCACGGGGUGAUGGAUCUGAAUGGAGACGGCAUUACUGACGUUACCAUAGGAGGCCUUGGAGGGGCUUCCCUGUUCUGGACCAGAGAUGUUGCAGAGCUGCAUGCUAACAUGACUUUUAACCCUGUUAAAAUAAACCUGCAGCAGUCUCAGUACCCAUGUAAUGGAUCUGCGUGUGUGAACAUCACAGUUUGUUAUCGCUACCUUGUAAAAUCUGACAAGAAGGAUCCAAACUCUCCUGCAGAAGUUCGUUAUACAAUUACUUUGGAUGCUCUGCGAACAAAAUCCAGGGCCUUCUUUGUUGAACAGGGGACAGAGAAAAGUGAGCGCAAGAUUACUAAAAUCAUCACCAUCAAAGACAAUGAGAAGAAAUGCCUGAUGGAAAAAUUUAAGAUGUUGCCACGGCCCGACUUCAGGGAUCCUCUCUUGGUGUCUUUGGAGUUUGGACUAGUCAAAGAGGACCAAGGUCCUGUCCUGGAUGAAAAUCUUCCCAGAUCCAUCAAUAAGACAAUUCCUUUGAUGGACUGCGGAGGUGACGGAAAGUGCGUCAGUGAACUCUCGCUCACCGCAGAGCCGAGCGUGAAAAGCAUGCUGAUUAAAGUCAACGCACGAGACAAGAUCGACGUGAACAUCCGAGUCAGGAACAGCAGAGACAGCGCCUACAACACCAAAGUGAACAUCAGCUUCACACCAAACAUCAACUAUGUUAAAGUAGAGCCAGAGAAAGAUUGCACUCUGAAUAACACAAAAGUGGAGUGUGCUGUUGGAUAUCCCUUCCUGGGACAAAAUGCAGAGGAGAUUUUCAAAGUCAGGUUUGAGACAAACCCUAAACACAUACAGGGAGAAAUCCAAGUCAAUCUGACAGCUACAAGUGACAGUGAAGAGUUGUCAUCUUCUGACAAUGAUGUCAAAAUCUCCAUCCCUGUGAAGUACGAGCCUGGAGUCAUAUUCAGAGUGAAUCCUGUGGAUGCUCACAUUAUAGUUAAAGAUGGUGACCAGUAUGCUUUGAAACACAAUGACAGCAAACUGACUUGGGAGGAAGUCAACGUCAAUUAUACGGUGGAGAUGUCAGGCGAUGUGAUGACUCCGCCCCUUAACCUCACAGUGUCGUUUCCUCGGCUGUCGCCUCUGAAGAACAAGCUACUCGACUUGACCAAAUUCACCGCCAGCCCAGGGGUUAAUUGUGCCAAAGGACAUUUGGAUGAAAGCAACCCUUCUGUUAAAGCGCUCAAACCGAAAAAGGAAACACUUAGUGUGUUUUUGCUGCAAUGUGAACAAGCGGAAUGUGCGCUCUUUGAUUGUUUCAUCCCUGAAACCAAAAUGAGUCAGGUCAACAUUACUUUCAGGGUGUGGAAACCUACAUUUAUGGAGGGUGAGUUUUCCAGUUUGUACAUGACGGUAAACGGCACACUGAGGCUUAGCAAUGAAAAACUCUACGAGCUAAGCAGCAAUGACAAGCACAGAAGUGUGAGAAUCCCAGUUUCAAAAGACACAGUGGAAGGAAUCCCCAUUUGGAUCAUCAUCCUCAGCAUCCUGAUAGGACUGCUGAUCUUAGCACUUGUCAUCUUUCUCCUGUGGAAGUUGGGCUUCUUCAAGCGGAAAUCUCGAGAAGACUAUUCAAAGGAGGACAUGGCGGACUGAGAAAAACCAGAUGGAAGAAACGCCAUCCAAUCACCUCAGCGCUCUGACACACUGUCUGCAAGAAGAAGAAAAAACUUCUCACUGUUUUUAUAGUUCAGCAAAUCCACGAAUGAUUAGAAACUGUUUCUCUUGUCUUCUUUUGUUGAGUUUCUUUCGACAGCAGCUUAUAACUCUGAGGCCAGUCUGAUGGUCCCAUCUAGAGCCAAAGAUUUGUUCUUUUUUAGUUGUGUUUUAAUUUUAUUUUUUUUACAAGCCAAUCAUUGACAAAGUAGCAUGUUUUGAUUGAGCUUGACUCAGUCAAUAGAGAAUAAAAUACUCAGGUUUUUCACUUUGAGAAUCCAAAGUUGCCUAAACCCACAUUUAAUGUAAAACAGCCAAAUUACUUUAAUUGAAGCAGUCGGUCUUAUAGCUUUGUGUUAGCUUGUUGCCUUUUUUUUAUUUUUUUGAACACACUGUAUCUUUGAGCAUUUUGAAGCAUUUUGUUGCAUAUUUUUGACAAUACAAUGCAGCACUUUUUGUGUGUGUGAUAGAUAAUUGUAGUUAGUGCCGUCUUGCUUACUGAGAGACACAGAACCCCUUUACGUUUCCCACCAUGCCAUUUGUUUGUUUGUACUGUAAAUAGAAAGUGAUGAUAGGUGUAAAGCUUUAAAAUGUACAGAGUUGUGUUUGCUUUUAAUUUAAUGUUUCCGUGCUCGUCAAGAUGUUUUCGCUCAGGUGCUACGAGUAAACGUGACAGGUAUAUUUGACACAAAUAAAGAAAAAAAAACUGGGUUCGGUCCCAGUUUCACAGCUUGUGCAAAUGUAAAUAUUAUAUUUUGAUUAAAAAUGAAAUUGUAGCUGUUCUGUCUUAAAGCAUACACAAAGAUUAAGAUUUAUAUCAGUUGUUUGGAUUUUAUUUUGAAUGAAAUGUGUAUUUCAAACCUGUGGCAUAAUGUGAUUGGAAUGAUGUGGAUUAGGAUGACUUUUUCUUUUAUUUUUCUUUUAUUUCUUUAUUUACUAAAUGAGACGGAGAGGCCCCCCACUUUAGGUCUACAUUUCCAUCCAUUUCUUAAUUUUUUUCCUGAGACAACAUGAACCAUACGCUUUUUGCUUCCUUUAGGCUCAGUGUCACCCCCUAACUGGUACAUGCAGUACUCCAUUUCUUCAGAUAACAUUUUUAUUUCCACUGGUUGCACAGAUAAACAGUAUGUAAAGAUUCGGAAGAAAAUGUUUUCCCUCUGUCUCUUUUCCUUUUAUCAAUUUGGUUUAUUAGAAAUGUAUAAGGCAAGGAGAAGAAAUGUCCUUUUAUUAGAUUCUUUCUCUGCAGUUCCCUUCUUUCGUAGUGAAAGCACAUGUAAUAAUUUGUAUGUACAGAAUGUGUAAGCAUUAGUUGUUUUUUUUUCAGAGCGUAUGGCCACAUCUGAUUUCAACACGAGGGUGGAGUGAAAGGCACAAAGUGGCAGUUGUGAGCUCCAGGCCAGCGUUCUACACUGCUGUGAAGUUUCAUUGUAAUGCACUGGUUUUUCAACCUGUUUUUGUCCUCAUCAGCACAGAAAUAAACUGAACAUUAUGUAAAAAAUAAAGACAUUUUACAAAAAAAA